AGCUGCCCGCUCAAAGCAGGUUUAUUUUUUAUGGUGUCGCACCUUUUGACGAACGGCAGGCAGAUGCUUGACGUUUGAAUUAAGUAAAUCAUAAUCAUCUAUUAGCGUGUCGAGCAAGUGAGAUCAUCGACCAGCUUGAUGCCAUUGUUGGCCGUGAAAAUGCAGCCGCUACAAGCGCAAUGAGAAAGUCUCUGCGCCACACAAAUAAACGAAGUACUUAAAAGAAAACUGAAUGAGUCUUGUGAUGAUGCUGCAACUGUUAAUACUCAACGCGCUGCUAGCGCUGCAACUGCGCCCUUCUCUUGCCGAAACGAAGCACACGCUGACGUUGCCAAAUUUACCCACGGAUCAUCUCAUACGCUACCUCAACACGUUCCCCAAACUGAAAGGCCAGCUGCCCUCAAAUGCCACAACUCGGCUCGAAUCUCGCGCCUGCUGGGGCCACGAGCACAACUGCAGUCCUGAGGCACGCUUCCAAACCCCCAACUGUCCCGGCGAUCAUACUGGUUGGGUGCAGAGCAAGGAGGCGCAAGUGCAAACGUUCUAUUACCAAGCGGACUUUGGCUACAUUCAACAACAGCUUGACGAAUUGACGCCUCAGUGUAUGCCCAAAUAUCUAACGGAUUCAUCGUUGGAAUGCUCACGUUAUCUGCGCUUCUGUCGCGGCAGGAAUCUGCUCAUCGAUUUACGUGAUGUGCCCAAGCGCAAGGAGCGUAUACGCUAUCACAUGGAUGUUCUGAAACCAGGCCAGCUGCUUGGCCAUUGUGAAUUAAAUCGCACGCGUCUUAAUGCUGAAAUGGAUCACAUUGGUUCGGCAUUGCAGUCUUGGGGCCCGGAGCUGCGCAACUUUGAUAUGCUUCCGCAUCCGGUGCUGGAAAGCGGCGCCUGUGACCUGGUGGUGAAUGCGCCGACGUUCAUCAUGAAGAUCGAUGCCACCUACAAUAUGUAUCAUCAUUUCUGUGACUUCUUCAAUCUGUAUGCCUCACUCUUUGUCAACCAAUCUCAUCCUGCUGCCUUCAACACUGAUGUGCAGAUUUUGAUCUGGGAAACUUAUCCAUAUGAUUCGCCUUUUCGUGAUACAUUCAAGGCGUUCAGUCAGCGUCCGCUGUGGACGCUGAGUGAUGUGCAGGGCAAGCGGGUCUGCUUUAGGAAUGUUGUGUUACCGCUGCUGCCGCGCAUGAUCUUUGGUUUGUUCUACAAUACACCCAUUAUUCAGGGCUGUUCCAACAGCGGCUUGUUUCGCGCCUUCUCCGAGUUCAUAUUACAUCGCCUGCAGAUUCCCUAUCAGCCGCCACUGGCCAAGAGAAAGCUAAGGAUCACUUAUCUUUCACGUCGCACAAAAUACAGACAGGUGCUCAAUGAAGCUGAACUGCUGGCACAGCUAGAGGACAAUGAAGAUUAUCAAGUGCAACGUGUUUCCUAUGAGCGCCUCUCCUUCAGCGAUCAAUUGGCCAUUACCAGGAAUAGCGAUAUACUCAUUGGCAUGCAUGGCGCUGGCUUGACCCACUUGCUCUUUCUGCCGAAUUGGGCGUGCCUUUUUGAGUUGUAUAAUUGCGAGGAUCCCAAUUGCUACAAGGAUCUGGCGCGCUUGCGUGGUGUGCACUAUGUAACUUGGGAGCAAACAGAUUUGGUGUAUCCACAAGAUGAGGGACAUCAUCCUGAGGGCGGCGCUCAUGCCAAGUUUACAAAUUAUCGUUUUGACGCCCAGGAGUUUGGUCGUAUUGUGGCUCAAGCGGCAACACAAGUGCGUGCGCACAAAGAUUUUCCACAAGCAACGACGCCAACGUCACAGCAUGAUGAAUUUUAGUUAGGGUUUUAGCGCUUUGUGAUUUACCCAAUGCAUUUAUUUAUUUCAAAAACUAACCGACAGUAUCGACAUUUCAAUAUAUCGUUAAUCGAUAACAGUAUAAGAGCUAACCAUCGCAAGGUGGCAGCGCU
Messenger RNA from Drosophila nasuta, 1938 nucleotides. RefSeq names its product EGF-domain O-GlcNAc transferase (gene Eogt). Gene Ontology annotation, molecular function: protein O-acetylglucosaminyltransferase activity. The record is from RefSeq and is a predicted model, not a curated record. Lineage: Eukaryota; Metazoa; Arthropoda; Insecta; Diptera; Drosophilidae. The transcript is spliced from 3 exons. The coding region runs from base 233 to 1807 and encodes 524 amino acids. Gene Ontology annotation, cellular component: endoplasmic reticulum lumen.